Molecule: messenger RNA, 1544 nt
Organism: Onychostoma macrolepis
Lineage: Eukaryota; Metazoa; Chordata; Actinopteri; Cypriniformes; Cyprinidae
Exons: 7
Coding region: 67-1026 (319 amino acids)
Biological process (GO): interleukin-15-mediated signaling pathway; T cell activation; positive regulation of ERK1 and ERK2 cascade
Cellular component (GO): membrane raft; external side of plasma membrane
Molecular function (GO): MHC class II protein binding; protein tyrosine kinase binding
Source: RefSeq, a predicted model, not a curated record
CCGGAAGCUGAUGAGCAGAGGAGGAGCUGAUGAUGUUAAAGAGAGGAAGACUGACAGAAAGAGAAGAUGGCUGAUGAGUGUGAUCUGUGUCUGCUGGGACUGAUCUUUCUCUCUUCACUUCUCACAGGUUCCAGUGAAGUGGAUGUGACUCAUGUGUUCAUCAGUUCUGGUCAAAAUGUCCGUCUGUCCUGUAAUAAUGCUCUUCAUGACUGCAAAUCAACUACAUGGAACUAUAACAGAUUCAGUCAUUCAGCAACAGUUGAACUGAUUUAUUCAGGGAUAAAGAAGAAAGACACAGAGAGACAUGAGAGACUGAGUCUGGGGUCUGACUGCUCUCUGAACAUCAACAACAUCACAGAAGAAGAUUAUGGACUUUACAGCUGCAGACAAUAUGUGAAUGGACAAAAACAAGGAACUGAUGCUCGUGUGUAUCUGCAUGUUCUUCAUGUCUCUUCAUCUUCAUCAUCCUCACAGACUGAGAUCAGUGCAGGCCGCUCUGUGACUCUCUUCUGUCAGCUGUAUUCAUAUUCAGAUGCUGGAGUCUCUUGUGAUGAUUGGAUGCGUUCUGAGGGAAUUGAGCUGUUCUGGGUGAAUCAGGCUGGUGUUAAACUGAAGAUAUCAGACUCCAGAUAUCAGAUAUCAGCAUCAGAUCACUGUAUCAUCACUCUGACUACAACACUCCUGAAUGAAGAUCACAACAGAGAGUGGAGAUGCAGUGUUACUCACAGAGAUGGAGUCCAGAGCUCAGUCACAUAUACUGUCAAGAGUUCAGCUCGAGAUGAUCCAGCGUCACCAGUGAUUCCAGUCCACAACACAAAAUCAACUACAACGACACCAAUAACUUCUACACAAGACAUGAUCACAGAUCCAGCAGAAACUGAAGUCAGAAGGACUGUUGGAUCAUUAUUCAGAGUGAUUGUGAUUAUUGUUGAGUUUGCAGCGUUUGCUGCUCCUACUGUGAUUCUUCUUCAGAUCAUCUGUGCAAGAAGAGCUGGGAGGAAGAACUCACAGCACCAGAGGACAUAGUGAUGAAUGCAAUAUUACAAUAAAAUACUCUCUAUAAAUAUCAGACCAGAUCUCAAUGAUAUUAUGGAUAUUUGCAUGCAGCUUUCAAGGAUAUUUGCUCCAUAUACAUAUAAUACAGUACAUGCUAGUUCAUCUAAUCCUUGCAUUAAACUUUUUACAGAAGGCUUUUUAAAUGUUGUAAUGGUCCAUUUUAACUGAUGAUGCGACACAUGUCUAUUAAUUAUCAUACAACAUAUUUACAGAUGUAUAUAUUUUUUUAUUCAUUCACUGAUCAUUUCAAUCCAGAGACAAGUCCUUACUAAUGAAAAUAUCUGAUUUUCUUCCCCACCUACAUCAUACUGUAAAAUGUUUUUGUCAAAUACCAUAUGCAGAAUUAAAAAUACAUAAUUUACAAACCUCUUCUUUUGUCUAAAAGUGGUUGAUAAUAGACUUUAAAUAGUAACGAUAUUGUCGUUUUUUUCUGUAUUAGCUCUCUGUGUAAACUCUUGAUUACAAACAUCUCCGAAAUUAAAGGAAAA